Molecule: messenger RNA, 721 nt
Organism: Populus nigra (black poplar)
Lineage: Eukaryota; Viridiplantae; Streptophyta; Magnoliopsida; Malpighiales; Salicaceae
Product: CST complex subunit TEN1
Exons: 4
Coding region: 233-610 (125 amino acids)
Biological process (GO): negative regulation of telomere maintenance via telomerase
Cellular component (GO): CST complex
Molecular function (GO): telomerase inhibitor activity; telomeric repeat DNA binding; single-stranded DNA binding
Source: RefSeq, a predicted model, not a curated record
AAGAACGGGGAGCACCCGGGAACCAAACCGGCUACUAGAUUCGGUCCACAUCGUAUUCACCUUGAGCCCGAAAAUAGAAGCCCAGCUCCUUCACCGUAUAUAAAUAUAGCUUCUUUCACCUCUCUUUCCCUCCCGCGCUGUCAGUGCUGCCCGGGAAAGUCAUCUCUGCUUCAACAUCGCACAAGAAUUCAAGGAUCUGGAUUUUUUGUUUUAGUAAGAGUGUGGCGGUUUGAUGGCAGCUAUGGCAAUUAAACACGGGGAAUUGGUGACUUUAGAAGAACUCAACCCAUCUUCACCUUUUUUUAAGCAGGGAGCUUCGGUCAGAGUCACUGGAAAGCUACAAGAGUAUACUGUGGAGACAGCCAUAGCUGUAGUUGCUGAUGGAAAUGCCACCCUAAAGAUUGACACUCAACACUUAAGAGACAUCAGCUUUCGAAUAGGCUCCACCUACCAGUUCAUUGGCGAGCUCCUCAUUCAACCUGAUAGCGAGGCAAUCUUGCAGGCACGUGUGGGCAGGAUUGUUGAUGGCAUUGACCUUAGCCUCUAUCAUCAGUCUCUCCAGCUAUUAAGACAGUUCCAAGCUGAUCACCUCAACAAUUCAAGUAGUUAAAACCGACAUAAUGCUGAACCGAUUUAUCAAAAUACUUUCACAACGAAACAUAUCCAUGUAAAUUUCUGGAACGUCAUAUAUACAUCCAGGAGCUGAUUUCUCUUUCUUCUA